GCCGCGACCUUGUGACUCGUUUAAACUUAUAUCUCUAGCGGUUAAACCAUGUGCUUCUACUUUCGAUUCCAGGAUUGCCAUAGUUUGAGGCUAAUGUUACUGCUGGUUGAUGUUCAUUGUUCUCCUUAAUAAAAGCAAGUGCAUUGUGUGCGCUUUCUGUGUCGUCGACUUACCUUUUCCUUUCGCUUAAUCCAGUCCUCGGCCACGCUACUCUGCAUGCUCCCCUUGUACAAAAUACUUUCUGGCUAGACACAAACGACUAUAACUCUCCUACUGAUCCGUUUCCUGAUAUAACUCGCGGUAUUUAUCUGACUGAGUUGAAUUUAUAGUUUCAAUCGACUUUAACACAUCAAGAUUAUAGUUUUUAAUUAAUUAAUUAUUUAUUUUAACACAUAUUGGUACAAGAAGGCACUAAAUACAUAUGCGCCACAUAAAUUUCAUUUGAUUUUUAUGAGGGCUGUGAUACUGUCCGGGUUCCCAAACCAAAGCAGGAUUCGCAGUCAUAUAAUAUACCCUUGCGGGCCAGGGUAAUUUUACAUUGGUUUUCAGGAGAACCAGACACUGUCCAGACUUGCACGUGACAACUCGGACAGUACAGCUCAACCAGGUUUAACAGGAGAGCCAGACACCGCUCAGGCUUAGAUUUUAUAAACCAAACAGUAUAGCGCAAUCCCGCUUCACAGAGGAACCAGACACCGUCCUGUAGUGCAACCAACCACACAGGUACCAAGCACCCUGGUGGACCAUACCACGUUGAAAGCACCGGUUCCACUGUUUUUACUGUAAUUGAACUACUUUCAGUUAGGAAGAAUUGCUCCAGUUUUGUUUAAGUAUUUAGACGGAAAUCGGAUUCUUCCUGAAAAGCAGCACUGAUUUAUGACAGGUUGUUCCUGUCUCGCAAGCUUACUAGUAGCAUGUGAGAACUGGUGCGCUCCAAAAAUCAAAUGUUGACCAUAGAUGUAGUCGUUGCUGACUUCAGUAAGACUUUUGACUUUUUCACAUAACCGGACGUUAUUUAAGUUAAGUAAUAUUGGCAUCGGGGGCAACUUAUAUGUGUGGAUAAUAGAUUUCCUAGUUGGGCGUCAACAUGGAGUAUGGAUAUAUCCCAAGUUGUCCAGCAGUGAGGUUGUUUGGCCGAGUGCCUCAGUACAGUUUUGGGGCCAAUGUUUUUCCUACUGUAUGCAGGUAACUCUCCUAGUUUAUCUGUUUUGUUAUGUACUGAGGAUAUCGAAAUUUGGAGAGCAAUAAAAAGUGGUGACAGUUUUGAGCUUCAAAGUGACCUGCAGCAAUUAUGUGAAUAGUCUAAAAUUUAACAGUUGACGAUAAAUACAUUGUAGUGCAUUAUGGUGUAUAUGGGUCAUCAGAUUGCAGAUAUUUUAUUAUUUUAUUUUAACACAUAGAUAUUGGUACAAGAAGGCACCAAAUACAUAUACGCCACACAGAUCUCAUUUGAUAUGUGUGAGGGCUGUGAUACUGCCCGGGUGCCCAAACCGAAGCAGGUAGAUUACAGAUAUAUACAUUGUAAAUAACAUCGAGCUACCUGUUGUCCAGAUACAACGACGUAGUAGUCAUCGUUAGACAAGACUUAAAAACUACUGCAUACUGCCGUGCGGUAGUUGCCAAAGGUUCUAUAAACAUGUGGUCAAUACGUAGACCAUUUGGCCAUGUCGAUGCUAAAAGAAUUUUGACUUCAUAUUCAGCGUUCCUUCGUCCUAAACUCGUGAGUCGCAUGCAAGCAGCUAGCCCCUACUUAAAAAAUACAAUGUGCUGUUGUAAAAAGUUCAAAGAACUGUAACUUGGCUAAUUCCCAGGAUCGAAAGCCUCCUGUAUGACAAUAAACGAGGUAAACUAGUCCUGUUUCCUUUGUCUAAUAGAAUGGCCAGAGAUGACUUGAUCAAAAUUUUCAAAUUCACGAUAAAUUUGCGUUUAAUAAGCCUUCAUUUUUCUAACCUUCUAAUACAGAAUUCACGACGACACUGAAACUUCAUCUGAUUAUCGACUUUCCUAUCGAGUUGUCAAGAAAUGGAAAUCCCUAAAUCAAUACGUGUUUGAAGCUUUGUCGACGUUUUCAAGAGAAAGGUAGAUCAACGGAGACCACUAUUCCCAGGACUAACACAAUCCGUCUGUCUUUUUCGAACAAAAACUUGACAUCAACCUACUGAAGUUCUAAGUUAUUUUUAUGGAACUGAGUUGAUGGUUGUCUCUUUUUUUAUGCAAACAGUUUAAUUCUGGUCAUAAGAUUAUAUAAUUGGUUGAUCGAUCAUCUAUCACACAGAAUCUAGUUUCUCACUAUACUUCAGGAUGUUGGUUUUAGCAUUGUGUCUGGGACUUUUUAGUACCUUCACUGUUUUAGUAGUCAGGUUUUUUUAUUUGAAAGUUCAGUGUUGGUUUUGUGGGCAUACUGCCUUCACAUCGUGGAGUAGAAAGACAUCGUUUGUUUGUCAUCAAUGUGGUCAGUAUAAUGGAUUUAAAAGUGAUGGUGAUUACAACAAAGUUAUACCAUCUCAGUUCAUUGCCGAGUUAAAUCCAGUUAAUUUCAAUAAGGCUCACGGUACGUUUUCAUCACAUUCUGAUGUUUUGUGUCCGGACUGUACACGUAAUCAAAAUACUAUUGUCCAAAAGUUGUCGGAGUAUACCCCGAAAAACGACAAAUCGGAUGAAGAAAUAAAAGAAUACACUCGCCUGCUGGAGUUGGAAUAUGGUUUGUGUUCCAGUUGCUAUCGAAAAGUUAAUAAUAAACUUAGGCAGUUAGAUUAUAAAUUAUUACCAAGUUUCAUUGAAUGGUGGCAUACUAAACAACAACCAAAACAACAACAACAACAACAACAACAAACAAUCACUAUGCGUAAAAAUUCUAUCUUAUUUAAAAUCAUUACAUGGUAUGAAUUAUUGAUUAUUUUACGUAUUCUUAAUAUUUUCUGUUUUAUCUAUAUUAUUAUUAGUUCAAUUCUAAUUGAAAUUAAUCAACAAACAUGCCUUAUAUAUAUAACCAUUCAUAAAUCUUAUUUAUAUAAAUUUAUUGAAUUAAUUUGGUCUAAUAAUUGUCGAAUUUAUUUACGAAAUUAUUGUCAUGAAUUAUUAAUAUUAUCAAAAUAUUUCUCUCUUUCUAAUACUGGUCAAUUAUGGUUUAAUUUAUUGAUGUUUUGUUUACAAAUAAUCCUUGUUACUAUGACUAGUUUAAAGCAUAGGAACAAAUAUUAUUCAAUCUAUCAGGAUGGUUUAAAAUCAUUAAUAUUAUUAUAUGAUAUUUCAAUGCUUUUAAUUUCAUUAAAUAUUCUUUUAUCAUUAUUAAUAAAUAAUGAUAGUAUUAAUGUAAUGAAUAAUAAGAUGAAAUGGUCUAAUUCAUUUAACCAUAUUACACUAUUAGGUAUAUUUGUAUUGUUUACUUUAUUCAUUAUUAUUAUUAUUAUUAUUUAUGGAAUUCGAAUAUGGUUAUCAUUCUUUCAUAAAGAUUGUAUAUUACAACAGAAAGAAUUAAAAAAUACAUGGCCUAGUCAUGUGAAAUUACCAUGUUUUCAAACAAUAGAUAAUAUAAGUUAUUAUUCAACACCAAGUGAUUAUUCUACAAAUUAUACAAUGAACUCUUUAAAUUCAAGUAGAAAAUCUCUUGAAGAUGAAUUGGCUAAUACAAAAUUAUAUUCAACAAAUAAAUAUAAUCAUAUAUUUCGACCAUCUGUUCUAAGUGGUGGCGGUGGCGGUGGCGGCAGUGGCGGUGCUGGUAGUAAUAAUAUUUCCCCUAGUGUUAUUAGUUCUCAAUACUCGAAUGUAAAUUCUCGACAUUCAUUUAUAUCUUCUAAUUUAUAUUCAACACAUGACAAUCCAAUGAAACAACAUCCAUCACCACCACCACCAUCACAACAACAACAACAACGACAACAACAACAACAACAAAUGAUUGAAUCUUGUCGAGCUGAUGAUGAUAAUUUAAGUUGUCUAACAAGUAUUAGUCAUUAUAAAUCAAAUAAUUCUAAUUAUUAUACACAUGAUUAUCAUUUAAAUAAUCAUUUAUCUAAUUAUAUAUCACAAUCUAAUAUUCAACGUAAAUCUAUUACAUCAAAACGUAAACGACGAACUGGUCUUAUAAAUUUUAUAUUAUGUUUAUUAUUUGGUCGAUUAGAAACAUGGAAUGAUAUACGAUUACAAUUAACUUGUUUAGCAAAUGCAGUAUUUCUUAGUAUUGUAAUUUAUUGUACAUGUCGACUUAUGUUUUGUCUUGUUUGUGUAUUUGAUACUUAAUAGACUUUUUGAAGUGUAAUUUUGUAAUUAGAAUUUUUUUUUUUAUAUAUUUAUUUAUUACUAAACUGGUGUUAUUUAAAAUGCCCUGUUCAUCAUGUAAAGAUAACUCCAGGAUGUAUUGAUUGAAUGUGAGUGAUCUAUAUGUGGAUAAACAGUGGUAUUAGUUAUUGAAAAUUAAUAUAAAAAAAAAGUACAUUUGAACAU
This is a messenger RNA of Schistosoma spindalis, 4440 nucleotides long. The record is from the annotation of a GenBank genome assembly. NCBI's taxonomy places the organism in Eukaryota, Metazoa, Platyhelminthes, Trematoda, Strigeidida, Schistosomatidae.